This is a messenger RNA of Amoebophrya sp. A25, 2881 nucleotides long. Lineage: Eukaryota; Dinophyceae; Syndiniales; Amoebophryaceae. The record is from the annotation of a GenBank genome assembly.
GUUUAGACAGAUUAGUGUUUGCGGAUACGGUGUAUGGGUGGGCAAGAAGGGCAGAGGAAGAGGAAGUACAGGAGCAGGAAGGACAUGAGCAGGAAAAUAGUCCUAGCACAGCACUUGAGCUUGGUGAGAAAAUGAAAGAGGGGGCCUCAAGAAAUUCCCAAGGACUGGUCCGCCAACAUAAGCUGCAUCGUUUAGCAUUACAGCUUACGAGAUCCAAAAACCCGACUAACCUUUGGGACGAUUGUGAUCAGGCGUAUAGUUUAGUGCGGAAGUUCCUGAAUUACGCCCAAGACUCGAUGGACCAGGUUUUUCAGAGGAUAUUUCAGAUUUUGGAUGACAACAAAGCCAAACAAGAGAAUCAGAAGAGAUUCUACGUCGAUGUUGGCGUCGGCCCCGCAGGUGUAGAGCACUAUACGCGCUUCUUCCGCACGUUUCAGCCGCACAAGUGGGAAGGGGUUAUGCUGGACGUGGGGCAUUCGUAUGCGCCAAUCGGGUACUAUCCCGAAAUGCUCAGUGUGGAGGGUGUCGAAGCGAUUCUUUCACGUCAUGGCGUGCCACCAGAGAUUGACUUGCUGGUGAUGCAGAUAGACUCGUUUUCUUGGCACGUUUUGCGGCGAUUGUUCUUAAACUCAGAACCGGAACGGCGAAGAAGACUUCGGGCAGAAAUCAGACGUCGAGUGGAGAAAGUGUUCCAGUAUGGGCUUACAGGAGUUGGUACUAGUAGUGGAAGUUCGUGUGCUACUAGGUCUAGAACUAGACGAAGAACUGGCGCAGAUGCAGAUGAAGGAUCAUCAUCUACAACUACUGUACCAUCUGGGAGCAGUAAGACAACCAUCAAGACAACCUCUACCAAAAGAACCUCGAAUAUACCAAGAACUGCAAAACAACAAGAACAAGAUUUCCACUACCCCAAAGUGAUCCAGAUUGAGCAUAUUCACAGCUAUUUCUGGCCAGAUCAUAUGGUUCCACUAGGUUUGAACUUGGUUCCUGCCUACAAGGCAGAUGGCACGGCUGGAGAGUUGUUUAGGGACUCGAUGGAGAGGACAGGGGAAGACCAGGCGACAAUUCUGAAAACAAAGCACAGAAAGGAAUGGCUACGUGAUGUGCUGCAUGAGUAUGUAGUUGAGAAGAAAAGCAAAUCUUCGGGCAUGAGAGGCGUUGAAGAAGUAGAAAAUCAAGUUCAGGAUACGAGAGUUACAACAGCUCCUGUUGAGAAGAGCCACGACGAACCCUUGUCCAUCGCUUUCACAGUGGCAAACGACUAUGAUACUAGGGUCGCUUCUCAAAUCCGCGGAUACUUUAAAGCGUAUAUUGCUACGGCUGAAGCUGUUCGCGUCUUAGCUAACGCUUUCGGAUAUGACGUUGUCUAUCUUGGUUGGUGGAAUAUGAUUCUUGUUGAUAGAUUGGAGACAAGUCGGGUGGAAGUAGCAGGUCUUGAUGAAGACGAAGAGCAAGGCGAGAGUGACGAGGGGGUCGAAGACUGUCUUCAAAACACUGCUCGUCCUGGCGCUGAAGAAACUGUGAACGAAGUCGUCAAUCAGACUGAUUAUGCUUCUGCUAGUCUCGCAAAUGUUCUCGGAGAUGAUGCUGCUCCUGGUAUAGGCGAGAGUGGCUCCCUGGAGGAUCAAGCGCAACAAGUUGCAGGCGUAGCAGACUCGGAUGACCCUCUCGGAGAUGGCGACGCAGAGGCAGAUGCCAUCAUUGACGCAGUGACAGACGAGUUAGUCGACAACCUCGAUGACCCUUUGAAUACCUUUGAUCCGCAGUUUGUUGCUGCUAGGAUACAACAGAAACUUGACGAUAGCGCUGAUCCUGAUGGACAAGGACGGACUACGUCAGAUGAUAGUGCUGCUACUGGAAAAACCAAAAGAACAUCAACAAAUACAUCACGUAUUAACAAGAACAACCUCAAGCAGCUCAAAAUUCGCCACUUGUUUCAGCAUAAGAACGACUUGAAGACCUUGUGUCAUCUCUAUUUCCGCAACACUCACCGCCACUAUUGGCAAGUUCCAUCGACGUUUUUCCUGCACAAAAAUCUCUGCACAACGCCAGAGAACUUGAUCGUUGGAUUCAGCCAGGAGGAGAUCAACGCUAAGUAUUUUAAGGCGGAAGUUGGAUAUGUUCCCAUCUUCUUGAAACGAGGGAUUUAUUACGAUCUAGAUUUUCAGACUCUUAAUUUUACUCAUCUUCUUGAAACGAGGGAUUACGAUCUAGAUUUUCAGACUCUUAAUUUUACUCGCACUAAGUAAGACAACCGGUUAGUUUAAUCGCACUAAGUAAGACAACCGGUUAGUUUUCACCUCGACAAUAUUAGACUUAUCCCGUGCAGCAAUAUAUUUAUAGUGCGAUUGCAAAUACAACUAAUACUGAUUUACAACCUUUACCCCAACCUCUAACACUCGGCUCGACUUCCUGAUGAAUGCGCGAAUUGGCAGCUAUGGACACGAUAGAGGACCGAGCACGCGCCCUUUAUCAGAAGAAAGCGUAUUAGCGGAGUUAUUGGAGAAGGAAUCGGCGGAAGGCAAAAUUGAAAGGACACUGUCAAACCUCAUUCGGGAUCCGAAUGUAACGUUUUGAUGAAGAGUGUAAGUGGAAGUUUUGUUUUCUUCAGGUUUUUUGAUUAUUCAGCAUCCAAGAACAGACAAGACGGUUAAUAGGAAUUGAUUGCAUCAUAUUUCAUACUCAAUACCAAUGAUAUUAGAGACGAGUAAGCAGCACCACUAAGUCUAUUAAGAGGAAUAAAAACAGAUAAUAAUUCAACAGAAAUUUUUCUGUUAUUUUCGAGAUCAAGCUUCAAAAGAUAAGGAAUUUGUACGAAUGUUUAUAUUUUCACGUGACGAUAAAGACGAUAGAUGGGCAUGGUAAAUAAAAAGUGUGGUUG